Messenger RNA from Nannospalax galili (Upper Galilee mountains blind mole rat), 4432 nucleotides. It is a transcript of the gene Macrod2, whose product is annotated as mono-ADP ribosylhydrolase 2. The record is from RefSeq and is a predicted model, not a curated record. The transcript has 17 exons. The coding region runs from base 538 to 1263 and encodes 241 amino acids. Lineage: Eukaryota; Metazoa; Chordata; Mammalia; Rodentia; Spalacidae.
AACAUUCAGGAAACAUCACAAGUUAAGAAAAGUUUGAGUGAAAAGGUUUCUCUCUACAGAGGUGACAUCACAUUACUAGAGGUGGAUGCAAUAGUCAAUGCAGCAAAUGCCAGUCUUCUUGGAGGAGGUGGUGUGGAUGGCUGCAUUCACAGAGCAGCUGGCCCCUGUUUGUUAGCUGAAUGCCGCACCCUGAAUGGCUGUGAGACUGGACGUGCAAAAGUCACAUGUGGCUAUGACCUCCCUGCAAAAUAUGUUAUCCACACUGUAGGGCCAAUAGCCAGAGGCCAUAUUAAUGGUUCCCACAAGGAAGACCUUGCAAAUUGCUAUCAAUCAUCUCUGAAGCUGGCGAAAGAAAAUAGCAUCCGAUCAGUUGCAUUUCCCUGCAUUUCAACAGGCAUUUAUGGCUUCCCAAAUGAGCCUGCUGCGAUCAUUGCCCUCGGUACAAUUAAGGAAUGGCUGGCCAAGAACCACCAGGAGGUGGAUCGAAUCAUCUUCUGUGUCUUCCUAGAAGUUGACUUCAAAAUCUACAAGAAGAAAAUGAGUGAGUUCUUCCCUGUGGUAGAUGAUAAUAAUGAAGAAGCAGAUGUUGACAUGAAAGAAGAUGCAGAAGGGUUAGAGCCUAAAGGCCUCUCUCCACCCCACAAGAAGAGCAAAGCUAAGAAACCAGAAAGUUCAAAAGACUCUAGUGAAGAUGAGAAUGGUCCAGAGGAAAAGCAAAGUGCGGAAGAAACGGAAGGGCAGAGCCAAGAAGCAGGUGGGCUCAGAUUUCUUUUGAGGAGUCUCCUAGGCCUCAUCCACAGAGAUGGUGUCAACACCAGCCCUGUGCCCAGCCCUGCUUCAGAAGAUGCAGUUGAUGCAUGUAAAGAUGAAGGUUCUGCACAGGACGACAGUGCUGUAAAGGACAGUAAAGUGACUGAUCAUUUUGUGUGUGGCCAAGACCUUCCUAAUGGACAAGAGAAUGAUUCAGCGAAGAGCGAAAUAAAAAUUGAGACAGAGUCCCAGAGCUCAUCGAUUGAAACAGAAGAGCUUUCAUCAAACCAAGAAGACGCCACAGUUCUGGAGGAACCAGAAGUGAUUCCCCUGACAGAUGACCAAGAGGAGCAGGAGGCCGGACAAGCUCAAGGAGAGGAUGCACCUGCUAUGUCUGUGAAAACUCAAGGUUCCAGUGACACAGAAAAUGCUACAGGUCCUGAUGUUGAAAUGAAUAGUCAGGUUGACAGUGUACAUGACCCAACAGAGACUCAGCAAGAAGAUUACCAAUAGGGCCACAAGAUGAAGCAAAGGAACAAAGACAUGAAGCUAAAUGACAGUCCUCAGCAUUGCAAUGCCUGGCCCUGGGGGACUUCGGGGAAGAUGAUAGUGUGUGCUGUGGAAGAGGGUGGGGGUGGGGGGAAAGCAAGUCCAUGGAAGGAAGGGAAUCCUUUGCUCUAAUUCUCCAGCUGCAUUUUGUUCUGUUUACCUGAGGAAAAAAAGAAAAAGAAAAAAAGAAAACACUCCCUUUAUUUGGGGAGGACCCAUGCUAAGGCAUCUUUCAGGCACUCUCCCUGUCAUUUGUCUCUUUUCCCACACCUUGCCCUUGGGUCAUGGUGGUAGAGUUUAACAUUCACAUGUGUCUCCUGGCCCCGUCUGCUUUCUUGGUUAUCUCACAAAGCUGGUCAUACAGUGGUUUCUUCAGACAAUAAGAAGAUGAAUGACAAGCUGCAGGCUACAUAUCUAGAAUCACCAAACCUAAAUCAGAAUAAUCCACAGACAAAGGAGAAAGGACAGAAAAUGGGCAUAACCCUCAGAGUCCACUUGGGACAGGUCUAGAAAAGGAGUUGAAAGUAAUUUUAAUCAGGAAUUCCGGAGGUACAGUUUGGUCUGUAUAUUUUAUGAUGACUAUGGAAGCUGGAUUGAACUCACAGCACAGAGAUAUAAGAAGGAAGGUAAGACCUGACAGCUAGUGGGGUCCCUUCUUUCAGAAUCAAGAUGGCAUGUGUAGUCAUCUUUGAGGCUGAUUUCCAGCAGAACUUCCUUGGUUCAUGAGAUCCUUACUGUGUGCAUCAGCAUGGAGCCCACCAGUGAGAUGUCUUUGUGUGUGAUGGCACAGAGUGUUACUGGCAUUAUGAUUAAGAGAGGGGCCUGCUACACUUAGGACUCAAAUAUAGUCCUAUUAAUAAUGUAUGUUCAUUUUGAAAGAUCUAUUUGAAAUUUCUAUACUUUUUUACAAAAGAACAUCCAUGGUUACUGGGGUGUAAUGGCCCACAAGGACUUUCACUCAAAAUAAGGAGCAAUCAGAGCUGUUGCUUACAGUCCUGACUUCUUGGUCUGCUUUGAAAUGACAUGGUUUAUUCAUGUCAAGUAUAAGGCUGAUUUGAUGGUUUGUCUACUCAUCCAAUAGGGGAACAGAACUAACAACUUAAGAUGCCAGUGGAACAGUGUUGGUACAAGGAAUGAGGACCAGAGGUGACUGGGUAUCAUCCCCACUAUCUGUCCAGGAGUAAACCCCAGGCAGAUGCCUGUCUCCCACCAACAAGGCUGUUCCACUGGAGUUUGGGUAUCAUGCUUGCAUGCUUCUGAAUACAUCCACCUUCUAAAUAAUACUUCAGAAUUAUGGCAUUUAUGUUCUAUUCUUAAUAGGAAGAAAAAAAUAGAACAAAUUGACAAUAUCUAAAGUCAAAUGGAGACAAUACCUGCUUGCUAAAUGUCCCAUCCAAUUCUCUAGUUUUGCCGUUUCCUAUGGAAAAGUCUUCUCAUGACCAAUUCUGACCCUUCUGAAUUUAUUGCCUCUUCUGUAUGGCUUAGUUGGUAUAAUGGAAUAAUUAGCAAAUCAUACUUCUUCCAUAUGUCAUCUUUCAACAUCUCUUAUUUUGUUAAAAGCUAUUCAUCAACACAGCAGCAAGGCUAUCUCCGCAUGGCCAUUUCUCUUCCUACAGUUUGAUAUAAAAGCAUAUACAUCUUUGUUGCAUUAGAUAAGCCUUGUUCUUCUAGAAAACAUAUUACUUUCAUCUAUGAGGCCAUCCAAAUAUCAAUAGUUGCAAUGUUUCUUGCCAUCUUCAUAGCUCAAUGGAAAGUACCCAUCAUUUUUGUUAAGUGCCUGACUAGUGAACUAUGCUAGGAAAACAUUUCCCAGUGACUCCCAAUGGAAGUUCUACUCAGCCUCCAUAAUGAGUUAGAGUGGAAAACACCACACAGGAGGUAAGAGGGACAACAGGGUUCUAAAAGGAAGAAGAUAAAAGAGACCUAAUAUCCUACUAGGAAUAGCCAGGGCUGGAAUUAUUCUAGUCCAACUCUACUUACCACUGGCAGCCAUUGGGGUUAUUCAACUUACAGGAGGAUGGGUUAGAAACAGGAGGACAGAGUUCUGUGAAAACCAUAGAAAAUACAAGUAAUCUUUGUAUCCAGGAAACUAGGAGAAUGAGGAGCCUCACUCCUGAAUUUGUUUUAACUUCUUUUUGUGGAUUGCAGUUUCACUUUUGCUUUGUAGCGCCUUUGUAGUUGUUAUGUGGCUAUACAGUUUUAUACUUUAAAACAAAAAAAUGCAGUUAGUUUACAUUUCAACAGUAUUGAAAAUUUAGGUCUGGCUCAGACUGAAGAUAUCUUGACAGGGAAAAUCCUUUGCUUGCUGCCCUGUCAUUUUACAGGCUGUACAAUGGAUUCUUCCACACAUGAUUCUGGACAGCAACUUGAACCAUCUCUCUGCCAGCCUACAUGGCAUAAAGGGUUCUAGGAGGGAGCGAGGAAAGUAGCCCUACAUUAGUCAGGUUUGCAUACAGAGGAUCCAAGUAGGCCUUGAGCAUAACAGUUUAAUUAAAAAGGUACUCAUUACAGGCGAGACAAAGGGGCUUUUCCUCUAGCUGGUAACUAUUCAGAUGACAGACAAGUUGUCUUUCAUCAAAGCUUACAAAGAAGGCAUCCGAAGCAAUGUCUGUGGUACUGGGUCACAUAUUAAUCAUUGCAGCUAAUUGUAAAUCUUUCUAUGAAACACUGAAAAGCCUCUUUGUGAAUUAAUACAGUUCUGCUUGAUGCACUUGAUUUGAAAAGAUAUUUCUCUGUAUGUGGUGCAUGUUGGCUGUGCUUAAAAAAAACUUAGCAGAAUAUGUUCAAUAUAUUUUCUCCAGGAAUAGGAUUUUUAAUCAUAUGACUCAUUAAGGAUUUGCCUUACCCUGACAUUUGUGAUAUAAAGGAAAAUCAGAAAAAAGUAAUUUUCUUGAUCAAGAUAUGUUUUUACUUAAAGCAAAUAAAUGUAGUCUGUUGCUUGCAAGGAAAAAAAAAUGUCUUCUGGUAUAAAUUGCUAAAUAGGAUAAUAUGUGCCUCUUUUGUUAAACCAGCCUUGAAAGGCUGGGCAGCUUCUAAAUCUGUUUCUUUUCAUCUGUGCCGUACACUAUGACACUUAAACAACUGUUGCCUUCAAACUAUAUUUGUUAGAGCAGAGUGCAAAUAAAAUUCUUUG